Molecule: messenger RNA, 2700 nt
Organism: Hippopotamus amphibius kiboko
Lineage: Eukaryota; Metazoa; Chordata; Mammalia; Artiodactyla; Hippopotamidae
Gene: USP26
Product: ubiquitin specific peptidase 26
Exons: 1
Coding region: 1-2700 (899 amino acids)
Biological process (GO): G1/S transition of mitotic cell cycle; protein deubiquitination
Cellular component (GO): cytosol; nucleus
Molecular function (GO): cysteine-type endopeptidase activity; cysteine-type deubiquitinase activity
Source: RefSeq, a predicted model, not a curated record
AUGGCUGCUCUGAUGGUACAUAGUUUUGUCCAAAUAUGGAACAGGAAGACUGGAAUGUCUAAAUCGAGAGAAGCAUUCAUUGAAACAGUGGAAGGAAAGAAGAAAGUUAAAUUGGUGGUUUAUUUCGGUACUGCAGAACACACUUUUCAGCUGAGUAAUAAUAUCAAAAACGUGGUCUUUAGAUCCCACGGAGAAAACGAAAAUCACCUGCAUUUAACUUUCCAAAAUAAUGAUUUCCUAUUUGCUGAAGGAUUAUCAUCCACAGAUGCUGAAAAUUUGAAGACGUUCCUGGAUAGAGUCCAUCAAAAUGAUCUUCAGUCACCCAUGAAACCUGAUAAGGAUGGGAGUAUCUUUGCCAGUACAACAGUACAAAAGGCAAACAACAAAACUUCCUCUCACAAAAUGGAUGAGAAGUCAAGUAGUCAAUCUGUUGAGAAAGGAGAAAGAAAUGAAAUACCUGAUCAUAAGAUGUCUUCAUUUGAAUCAAAAUCAUCAACAUCUACCUGCAAAGAGUCAUUAGGAAAUAGAUAUGGGAAGAGGAAAAAGAUGCUACCAUCUGGCUCAGAGACGAAUAAGAACUUCCUGAAAGGGAAUAUCUCUGUGAGAAAGAAGUCCAAGAUAAACCCCUUGAGAUGGGUAAACCACAAUAAGAAAGAAUUAAGGUUAAAGGGAUUAAGACAGAAUAAUAAAUUGAAAUGUGCACCUUCAUUCAAGAUCAGUUCUACUAGAGACCUUUACCUAGAUGUCAUUGAUAUUCUUCAAACACUGUCUGGGAAAGUAUAUUUGAUGCUUCUGCCAAAACCAAAGUAUAGGCAGGAUGACCCAGAGUGGAACAAGCUCGAGAAUACGUUUGACUCUUACCCGGAGAAGCUAUGGCAAGGCCUCCCCAAUUUGGGAAACACCUGUUAUAUGAAUGCAGUUUUACAGUCCUUAUUCUCGAUUCCAUCAUUUGCUGAUGAUUUACUCAGUCAGGGUUUCCCAUGGGGUAAAAUUCCCCUUGAUGCAUUUAGCAUGUGCUUGGCACAGCAGCUUGUCUUGAGAGAUAUUUAUAACAUGAAAAUCAAGGAGGCGUUACUUGUGAAUAUUAAAAACGCCAUUUCAUCAACUGCAGAGAGAUUCUCUGACGACAUACAGAAUGAUGCCCAUGAGUUUUUAGGUCAUUGUUUAGAUCAGCUGAAAGAAAACAUGAGAAAAUUAAAGACAGUUUCGAAGACUGAAAUUGAAUCUGAGCAAGGAAAUUCACCUCAACAGCUUUUUGCUGGCAGUGGUGCCACCGAAAUGUUCAUUUGUCCUGUCAUCACUAAUUUUGAAUUUGAGUUGCUGUUCUCUAUUGUUUGUAAAGCCUGUGGGCAUGUUGUUCUUAAGACAGAAAUGAAUAAUUAUCUCUCCAUCAACCUUCCCCAAGGAGCGAAUGCACGUCCCUUAUCUAUUCAGUCUAGUUUUGAUCAUUUCUUUGAAGCAGAAAAUGUUGAGUAUAAAUGUGAGGAGUGUUCGCACAGGCAUUCUCUUGCAGCUCAUAAAUUCAGUAGGCUACCCAGGGUCCUUAUUGUUCAUCUGAAACGCUAUGACUUUAAUGAUUCUUGGUCCUUAAAGAAGGAUGGCCAAGAAGUCAUUAUUUCCAAAUAUUUAAAGCUAUCUUCCCAUUGCAAUGAAACUACCAAACCACCGCUUCCCAUAGGCGAGGAUGCACGUCUUAGGAAUUGCAAACUCUUAAAAGCCUUUCAGAAGAUAAAUUCUGAACUCAUCCAUUCAUUGCUACCUUUAACAAAGCUGACCUCGCAAUCCAAGGAUUUUUUGGCUUCACACAUUAGAUCAGACAAAGGGUCUGAACCACAAAAAUGCAACACUCUUUAUAAAGGUUUGAGAAGAAGACAGCAAAAAGACCUGGGAGAACAUUCUAAACGAAAUAAAAUAGAGUCCACAUUGGUAAACCCAGCACAUGCAGCAAUCAUUGCAAAAGAGCUGUUAGCAGUGGGCUUAAUGAUGAAUCUGGAAAAGAGCUCCUUUUCUCUGAAAGAUAUACCUACCAGCAGCCCAGAUACAUAUCAAGAAGUGCCUGAAAAUCCAAAACUAAAGAAAUACGAGAGAGCCAGUAUAUUUGUAGAUCUUAAGAGGAUGGCUGAGACCACCGAAAAAUUUUGUAAAGCUAAAACAAGCAGAAUUUUAAAAUUGUGCCAAGUGCCUGAAGACAUCCAGCAGUGUGAAAAGAUUUCAGUGUAUGAACAAGCCCUUUGGCUGGAGCUGCUUCGAAGCCUUUCUUCAAAGCCAGAUGCCCAGUCAUACACAAAGAAACGCAGAAGAACUACGAAAUUAAGUUGCCAGGGAGCCAAGGUGAAUUCCCUAGGAAACAAAGAUGUUUUAAAUAUGGAGAAGACAGAAGCUGCAGCCAGGAAAUCAAAAAGAGAAGCCAAGGUGGGAGAUCGUCAUGCCUAUCGGCUCAUUGGUGUUAUCAGCCAUCUUGGAAAAACCCCAGAUUCAGGCCAUUAUAUCACUGAUGCCUACGACUUUGAGAGGCAAGUGUGGUUCACGUACAAUGAUCUACAGGUAUCAAGUAUCCAGGAGGCCACAAUGCAGAAGGCUAGGCUUUGCACUGGGUACAUCUUCUUUUACAUGCACAAUGAGACCUUUGAAGAGCUGUUGGGAAGGGAAAAGAACUCCCAGCCUCAUAGCACAGAGGCAGGGGAGACUCCUCAGGAGUAG